Messenger RNA from Phyllopteryx taeniolatus (common seadragon), 5651 nucleotides. It is a transcript of the gene bcar1, whose product is annotated as BCAR1 scaffold protein, Cas family member. Gene Ontology annotation, biological process: cell surface receptor protein tyrosine kinase signaling pathway; cell migration. The record is from RefSeq and is a predicted model, not a curated record. Gene Ontology annotation, cellular component: plasma membrane; cytoplasm; focal adhesion. Lineage: Eukaryota; Metazoa; Chordata; Actinopteri; Syngnathiformes; Syngnathidae. Bases 264 to 2969 code for a protein of 901 amino acids. The transcript has 7 exons. Gene Ontology annotation, molecular function: protein binding.
UUCCUCAGGCAAGAGGGAGGGCAACAGAAGGGGCAAGACGUAACAACAGUCUCAUUCUUGUUGUGUGAGAUCACAGGGUAGCAGAAUGUGUUGAUAAUUGAGGGCAGGAUUGUACAAGAAAGAAGAAGAAAUUCGCUGAGGAAGGGAGGGUGAACAGAAAGAUACGUGGACUGGAAGCUUGUGGCUAGGAGGAGACACAAACUCAUUACAUUGGUUGGAAAUAUUUUUUACAGGGACUCACAAAACUGUAACAAGGAAAAAAAAUGAACUUUCUGAAUGUGCUGGCUAAGGCUUUGUAUGACAACGCUGCCGAGUCGCCAGAUGAACUGUCCUUCCGUAAGGGGGACAUCCUGACCGUGUUGGAACACGACACACAAGGGCUCGACGGGUGGUGGCUCUGUUCACUUCAUGGUCGCCAAGGCAUUGUCCCCGGCAACCGUCUUAAGGUCCUUGUUGGCAUGUAUGAUAAACAACAAGAACACGGAAGUCCUUGCCUAAUAGAUCCAGCUUCGUCGUGUCCCAUUUCCCAGAUGCAGCGACCCCCCCACACACACAGUGGAUCCACUCAACCUUCAUCAGCUCAGUACACACCGAUGUCCUCAAUUUACUCCACACCAAAUCCCGCACAGCCCAAAUCUGAUUCUGUCUACAUGAUUCCGCCUUUGCAUGGCCCCAAGCCAAGUCCCCAAAUUCUGUACCAAGUUCCCUCUGGCCCAAGUGGACCACCUCUUAAUGUCAAACCAGAACUGACAAUUCAGGCCCCAGCGCUAGCACAAAUUCAGUGUGAGAUUUCUGGGGAGGAUGUCUACCAGGUGCCGCCUUCUUUAAGUCUGGGGCUAAACCAAGGAAUUACCCAGGCUGCCUCCUUUGUCGGAAAGGACGUGUACCAGGUGCCCCCCUCUCUGGAAAAGAGCACCUGGGAGGAUAGCAAGACACUUGGUAAGGGUUUUGCAGCUACUCAUGUGGGCCCAGUCUAUGCCUAUGACACAAUGAAGAAAGACCAUGAUAAGUAUGGUGUUCCAACCAGACACAAAUUUUUAACCCAGCAGGACAUAUACGAUGUGCCUCCUGCCCGUGACAAAUACAACACCCAGGUUUAUGAUUUCCCACCCACAGUUAGUAAAGAUGUUCCUGUCACUCAUCUAAUAAAAGAGGAGACCUAUGAUGUGCCAUCCCAUUUGACCAAAAAGAAACCCCAAGCCUCCGCUCCUUCUGGCCAGUACAUGUUUGGUAGUCCGAACGAAGACCACAAACAGACUCUAGUGCCUGAGGAUGUCUACGACGUCCCGCCUCCAACAUUAACCAAAAAACAUGGACAAAGAGAUCGAGUUAGCGCGUUGGCUCAGGACAUAUACAACUUUCCAGCUAGCGUGCACCACGGAGGUCAACCUACCCCAGAUGUUUAUGACAUCCCGAGAGAGCAAGAGGAGGGAGGAGAGAGCGAAUGCACAAAUAUCUACGAUGUUCCUCCACAGGUUGUCCGUGAUGCCCAGUUCCCAAGUGAGGAUCUCUACCGGGCGUUCAAGCGACUCUCUGCCUCGAGCACAGGGAGCACGCUCAGCGACAACUCCGCUUCAUCCUCGGACAUGCUCCCUGUCGCUGACAAUGACUUUUUCUCAUCCUCUCCUGCCCCGGGCUUAUUUCCUGGAAAACCCCUUCUGUUAGACCUGGACCCGGCCAUGGAGCGCCUUUCCCGCCUUCAACAAGCCGUCGAGUCGAGUGUCUCCGUAAUGAUGUCGUUCGUCACGAGCGACUGGCGAAGCCCGGAUAACCUGGAGGGGAAUCUUCCGGCCAUUCGCCAGACCGCCGAUCGGGUAUGCGUCGCUCUCCGAGACUUCCUAGAAUUUUCCCGGGGCGCCGUAGCAAAUGCCGGCCAGGCCACGGACCGCUCGCUGCAGGCCAAAUUGGGCCGCCAGGUGGGCAAAUUGGAGGAGGUCUUUCAGAGUUUGAUUAUGCAGACUCAGAGUUUAGAUGCCAUUUCUUGGUUGCAUACAGAACUUGCCAAACCGCAACCAGGAGGAGAUGUCUUAGAUCAACUAAUAAUGACAGUGCGUGGAAUCCCGGAUGACACCAAACAGCUUACUUCCUUUCUCCACGGAAAUGGCUCAUUGCUCUUCAAGCGGAGUCCCCAGCAACAGUUACCGCUUCCUCCGUUACCAGGAAGGAUGAGCUGUCACGGGAUGGGACCAGAAGGUGGGAGCUAUCAUGUAGGCGAGAGGAUAAGCAUUCAGUCCAGACCCUUACCCUCGCCGCCAAAGUUUGCAGCUGCAGAGGAAGAGGGAGGUGAUGACGGCCCUUAUGAGACCACCGAGGAAGGAUGGAUGGAGGACUAUGACUAUGUGCAUUUACAGGGUAAGGAAGAGUUUGAGAAGAGCCAAAGGCAACUGAUGGAGAAAGGCAGCAUCAUGAAAAACAAGACGCAACUGGAGCAGCAACAGAUGAAACAGUUCGAACGACUAGAGAAGGAAGUGAGCCGACCGAUCAACAACGACUUGACUGGUUGGGUUCCAUCGUUGAGUCCCUCCCAAGGCAACCGGUCUCCUCAAAACGCCUCCUCCAAACUGUGCCAGGCUGACCGGCAACUUCUUCUUUUCUACCUGGAGCAGUCUGAGCAGAACUUCACAACCGUCAACAACGCGAUCGAUGCCUUUUUUACUGCCGUCAACGCCAAUCGACUGCCUAAGAUCUUUGUGGCUCACAGCAAGCUUGUCAUCCUUAGCGCACACAAGCUAGUUUUCAUUGGCGACACGCUAUCCCGUCAGGCCAAGUCACCUGAAGUGAGAGCGGAGGUCGGUCAGAGCAGCAACACCCUCUGUAAUAAACUCAAGGACAUUGUAAUCAGUACAAAGACAGCAGCGCUGCAAUAUCCGUCACCUGGAGCUGCCAGGGAAAUGAGUGAAAAGGUGAGGGAGCUGGCAGGAUGUACCCAGCAAUUCAAAAUGGCGCUGGGGCAGCUGUUGACGCUAUAGAGUCGAAGAUCGAAUAGAAGGACAAUAAGAGAGAUGCCGAGAGUAGGAAUUCCUCGCCGGCAUGCUAAGUGAUAACCAAGCAGCGUUGGAAACCUGGAAAACAUCUGGACAAGGUAUUUGUUUUCUUCUGUAAUCUAGAUUUGAGAGAUGCCGUAAGGAGUCUGUGACUCUUCAUGCGCUCUGACAUGCGGUCGUGGAGUUCACAGAAGCUGUCGCCCUGACCACGACCGGAUCCAAAUUAGCAGAGAGAGAGCGUGCUUGCAGCUUAUCUGUAUAUAUACAUAUGUAUAUGUAUAUGAAUAAAUUCACAGUGAAAAUAUCUAUAGUAUAGUCACGUACCAUGCAAAAUAUAAAAUAUGUUGUUUCAGAAAUUCUAGAAUGACCAUUUAUAAAUAAGAUGUGGAAGAAUAAAUGUAUAUAUAGGUGGUCGUGAGUUGUUGUUGGGCAGUUUCGCUGAUGCCGGACCGACUCAUGGUGAUCACGGCAGAUGGAUCGGGUGGAGGUCUUGGGUUUAGUUCCCAGUAGAAAGCGUUGAAUCCUUGCGCGAGAUACUGACACGCUACUUGCCGUAAAAUGGAGCGCUCCUGAUGUUGCGUUAUCCAUUUAAAGUUAUACGUCAAACUCAGGCCCGGGGGCCAAAUUCGGCCCACCAUGUAAUUAUAUUUGGCCCGCAAGACCAUAUUAAAUGUGUAUUAGAGCUGGCCCGCCACUAUAUAGCACAUGCGCCGCUAAUAUUACAAAUCCCAGAAUGCUUUGCCAGUGUGUCGGCCCAUCAGUGUAGACCGGCGAGCGCCCCUUCCCUUUCUGUUGCGGUCGUUAGCGACAAUGCUACCGGUCGCCUCGAGCACAUUUACACUUCCCCUUUCCCAAAGAUGGCCAAACGAAAAAUGCAAACGCGUCCACUUCCAAGACAGGUGGGAGGCAGCUUGUCUGUUCACUAAAGUAAACGACAGGCCUGUUUGUCGUGUGUGACGCAACGUGGCUGGAACAAAGAAUCAAACAUCAUUGAAUUCAUGUUUUUUUUUUUUUUUAUGCCCUUUAUUAACUCCUAGGCAGGGACUGUUAAUAGUUUGGAUUUUUAUUGAACGACACUCAUUUUUUUGGGUUGUUUUUUUGUUGGCCUUUGAUAAAAGAUUGACAUCAAAAAGAAGGUAGUUGGAGAUAAACAGAAGAUAGAGAGCCAAAAGAAUUCAUGUUAAAUACAAAACAACAAACAAAUACCACUGACGCAAAUUAUUAUCACAAAUUCGAUUUCUCGUGUUUAUAAUAUUAAAGUUUGAUUAUUCCCGAUUCAGUGUUUAAGCAAAAUUGAAGUCUGUUGUCAUAUGAUCAACUUUAACGCUACAUUUCUGCAGAGAAGGGAAACAUGCACAUCGCAGUGCUUUUUUAUUAAAUAUAGAGUUUGGCCCACAACGUUGUCCCAAUUUUUCAUUUUGGCCCACUGUGAAUUUGAGUUUGACACCCCUGAUUUAAAGCAUUAGAUAAGUGAAGUCCAUAUCCAAUUUGAAUUCCUGUGUCGGUUUUAUUUAAGUCAUUCCACUAAUAUACAGCGGCUGCAAUAAGUAUUUAACACGUCACCAUUUUUCUCAUUAAAUAUAUUUCCAAAGGUGCUAUUGACAUGAAAAGGGAAAAAGUAUUGAACACGCCAACUGGUAUUUAUUUAAUACUUAGUACAAAAGCCUUUGUUUGCAAUGACAGCUUCAAGACUCCUCCUGUAUGGAGAAACUAGUCGCAUGCAUUGCUCUGUUGUGAUUUUGGCCCAUUCCUCCACACAAGCAGUCUUCAAAUCUUGAAGGUUCCGUGGACUUCUUUCAUGGACCUUGAGUUUCAGUUCUUUCCAUAGAUUUUCACUUUCAUUCAAGUCAGGUGAUUGGCUGGGCCAUUAGAGCAGCUUUAUUUAUUGUUUUGUUCUUUGAAACCAGUUGAGAGUUUCCUUGGUAGUAUGUUUUGGAUCAUUAUCCUGCUGAAAUGUCCAACGUCGUUUCAUUUUCAUCAUCCUCGUAGAUGGCAGAGGAUUUUUGUCAAGAAUGUCUCGGUACAUUUGCCCAUUCAUCCUUCCUUCAAUAAUCUAGUUUACCAGUACCAUUUGCUUUAAAGCAGCCCCACACCAUCAUGUUCCCACCUCCGAACUUCACUGUUGGUAUGGUCAUGUGCAGUGCCAUCCAGAGUGGUGUGCAUUAUGCCAUCCAGAGUUCAAUUUUGCUGUCAUCCGACCAGACUAUAUUCUGAACAAGGGGCUGGACUGCUGUUUGAUUAUUGAUAGAUUUUAGGUGUUGUCUUGGCUUUCCAUGCCUUUUGCACCUCCCUUUCUUCAUGUGUUCAAUACUUUUUCCUUGUCAUUUCACAUUUUUACACAAUUUAAUUUCUGAUCUUAUUUGUUCUACUUUCUGUGUAUGUAUGGAUUACUUGGGUUGUUCCCAACAUCUGGUGAAAUUUUCAGCUCAAUAGCACCUACGGAAGUGAUUUAGUGAGAAAAUGGCGACUUGUUACUUAUUUGAGCCGCUGUAUUUGUCCCACUAUUACUGUCUAACACUGUCAAAAUGACUGCUGUGAAAAGGUCUCUGAAUUAAUACUAUCGUGGUAGUCCAAAAUCUUUGCACGCUACUUGUCUCGAGAAAAUAUCAAUGAACAUUAAACUGGAUACUGCAUUCUUAUCCUUAAAUAAACAUUGUUUAAAUUUGA